Messenger RNA from Prunus armeniaca (apricot), 252 nucleotides. NCBI's taxonomy places the organism in Eukaryota, Viridiplantae, Streptophyta, Magnoliopsida, Rosales, Rosaceae. The record is from the annotation of a GenBank genome assembly.
AUGAGAGAUGAAGCUUGCUCUCUGAAUGUGUGUGUUGAGAUGAUGGGGAUUUUGGGAGCUCAAUGCUCUUCCCGCAGCUGCCUCAGUGGAGAACUCAUAUUCCCAGCCAUCUCCUUCCUUUAUUUCCUUCCUUCUUCCAUGGCCAGGUCUGAUGAGGGAAAGAAAUGGGUAUACACAUUGGUUCGAAGGGUGACUCCCCUCCUAGCAAUCUGCGCGCCAAUACCCCUCAGUCCUUUGGAUGAUUUUGCUUGA